This is a messenger RNA of Myxocyprinus asiaticus (Chinese sucker), 3476 nucleotides long. It is a transcript of the gene cradd, whose product is annotated as CASP2 and RIPK1 domain containing adaptor with death domain. The record is from RefSeq and is a predicted model, not a curated record. Gene Ontology annotation, biological process: signal transduction. NCBI's taxonomy places the organism in Eukaryota, Metazoa, Chordata, Actinopteri, Cypriniformes, Catostomidae. Gene Ontology annotation, molecular function: protein binding.
AUUCGCUCAUGUUUUCCAGGUUGUUGUAGGAGCUUCAUUGGCCUGUCUGUUGUUUUGGUCAACGCUCAAUAGAUUUCAGCACAUUUCACUCGGUCAUCGGGUUCAAAUAUGGACCCGAAGCACAAAAAACUGCUCCGAUCUCAGCGGCGACAGUUGGCCGACGAGCUUUUAGUGAACGACAUGAUCAUUCAAUAUUUAUGUCUGGAGAUCUUAACAGAGAGUAAUUUAGGGGAGAGACAGUCAUCUAACAGAAAGAAAGUGUUGAAGCUGCUGGAUAUUCUGCCCACGAAACAUCACUUUAUACAAUCAUUAAAGAAAGAGUUUCCCUGGAUCAAAGACACUUUACUACAGCCACUGUGUGCAGAAGACAACGAGUCUCCUCCGUCCUUCACAAUUCAGUGUGGUGUACCCGACCACAUCCUUCCGACAGUUCCGACCAUGCUGCAUCUCAACUAGCUGGCUGCUCAUCUCGGCCUUGAGUGGAAGUCUGUCCUGCUGGACCUGGGCCUGUCCUCUGCAGAUCUGUAUCGUUGUUGUGCUGACCACCAGCUCAUGGUACUUGCUGGCCUGGUGAUGUGGAAGCAGAGGAACGGAAGAGACGCCACUGUGCAGCGUCUGCUACAAAGCCUACAGACUGCAGACGUCCCACCAUCUGUUAUUCAACAGGUGUUUGCGUGAGGUCAUGGUGGAGGGGACACUUGAGACGUGUUUUUGUGGAUGCCACAAACCCUACCACUGUUGGGCUUUGGAAAACACUUGACAAACAGACAUUAAAGGAAGAGUAUCCUUAUGUGACUCACUGCCAUACAUUGAACAUUGGGACACUGUCACCUAGUAUAACUCAGCAGUGCAUAUGGAAUUAAUCGUUAGCCUUGAUUUAGUUCUAGCUUUGAAAAUUCAAACUACAAUAAAAGUUUUCUUAAUUAUGCUCCCAAAAUUUCUUCUUUUUAUUACACUUGAAUGAACAUUGUAUUACUAGGGCUGUCAAUCGAUUAAUCUAUUUUUAAUCGCAAUUAAACGCAUAUAUAAUCGUAAUUAUUCGCAUAUUUAAUUGCAUUUAAUCGCAUGCAAUAAAUAUGUGCUGAGAAAGUCCCUCGAAUAACAAUAACUCAAUAUAUAAUUAUUAAAUAAUUAUAAAUAGUUAUAUUUAAAUAAUUAUAAAUAUGAAAUAUAUUACAAAUAUAAUAAUUCAGAUCUUUAAAAUGCAUUACGUUAUUGUGGCAGACAAGGAAAGAAUUGAUAAGACAAUACAAAAAGUGGCUUUAGAAGUAAAUAUAUUGUUUAUUACCAUAAUUUUGAACAUAAGCCAAUCAGUUCACAGCAAUCCAUUUUGCAACUGAAAUCGUCAAUCUGUCCGAGAUAGAUUUAUUACAAGGGCUUUUCUAAGGACGCGUCAAUGUACACAUGCGUCAAACAAACGCUUUUGGAGUGUCUCACUUUGGUUGUGUUGCACCAUAAACAGUGUUUUUAGGUUUCUAUGUCAAGCUAAACAUAGUUUGAAACUUAGGGAAACAUGUCUCGAAAUCCCUGCUUUCGGAAUUGUGCUCUGUCCAGUUGUGUUUGAAUAGAAAAACAAGUUCUCAUCUUGUGCUGUCGCAUGUGUCAAACAAGCCUGAGUUUGGUUUGUUCUUUGUACAGUAGUGUGUUGCCUAUACAGCUGGAGUUUCAUUUACUGCCCCCUGCUAAAAACAGGUGGUACUUCAAGCUUGAAUUUCUCCGAUGGUAGGAAUUUCCAUAUUAUGGUCCAGGAACAUGAUUAAUUGCGUUAAUUUGUUUAACACAUUAUUUGUAUAUAAUUAUUUUCACCAAAUGAUCGUGUUAAAUUGACAGCCCUAAGUAUUACAAAUGAAAUCAAAACAUGAUCGUUCAAAAUUCAGAUAGAUAAACUCAUUCCCUGUUUUUGUGUUGUGCUAAAUAAAAAAGAACUCAUACAGAACAUUUUGUUAUGUUGCAGCCUUAUGUUAAAAUGCUUUAAAUUAUAUAUAUAUUUUUUUUUUCACAUCAAUCUACUCUCCAUACCCCAUAAUGACAAAGCAAAAACCAGAUAUGUGAUAACUUUACAAAUGUAUUAAAAAGAAAAAACUGAAAUAUCACACUGACAUAAUUAUUCAGACCCUUAACUCAGUACUUAGUUGAAGCACCUUUGGCAGCGAUUACAGCCUCAAGUCUUGCAAGCUUUGCACACCUGGCUUUGGGGAUUUUCUGCCAUUCUUCUCUGCAGAUCCUCUCAAGCUCUGUCAGGUUGGAUGGGGACCGUCAGUGGACAGCCAUUUUCAGGUCUCUCCAGAGUUGUUCAAUUGGGUUCAAGUCCCGGCUCUGGCUGGGCCACUCAAGCACAUUCACAGAGUUGUCCCUAAACCACUCUUGCGUUGUCUUGGCCGUGUGCUUAGGGUCAUUGUCCUUCUCCCCCGAUUGCUCAGUUUGGCCAGGCAGCCAGAUCUAGGAAGAGUCCUGGUUGUUCCAAACUUCUUCCAUUUAUGAAUUAUGGAGGCCACUGUGCUCUUGGGAACCCUCAAUGCAGCCUAAGUUUUUUUGUAGCCUUUCCCAGAUCUGUGCCUCGACACAAUCCUGUCUCUGAGCUCUGCAGGCAGUUCCUUUGACCUCAUGGCUUGGUUUUUGCUCUGAUAUAAAUUUUCAGCUGUGAGACCUUAUAUAGACAUGUGUGUGCCUUUAUAAAUCAUGUCCUUUAUAAAUCAUGUCCAAUCAAUUGAAUUUGCCACACAUGGCUCCAAUCAAAGUGUAGAAACAUCUCAAAGAUGAUCCAGAGAAAUGGGAUGCACCUGAGCUAAAUUUCAAGUGUCAUAGCAAAGGGUCUGAAUACUUAUUUCAAUGUGAUAUAUCAGUUUUUUCUUUUUAAAAAAUGUGCAAAGUUAUCAGAAAUUGCUUUGUCUUUAUGGGGUAUGGAGAGUAGAUUGAUGUGAAUUUUUUUUAAGCAUUUUAGCAUAAGGCUGAAAAAAAUAAGGGUUCUGAAUACUUUCUGAAUCCACUGUACACUCUUAAAGCUUGUUUUGAUGCAAAUAGUACUGUACCACACUGUAAAAUCAGGUAGCCUAAAAAAUCUAAAUUAAAAUUUUCAAGUAAAAAAAUAUUAUUUAAUAUGACUGAAUCAACCUGACUACUGUACAUUACAUGGUCUAUUUUUCAGAUUUACACAUUUCAGAUUCAGAUUUCAGUUCAGAUGAAUUUUUCAUGAAACUAAAGGCAAAAGGGUUUAUCACAGUAUAUUUUUGGAGCUACACCACUUCAUGUUGCCUGAAAAAAUGAAACAUGUUUGAUUCUGAAGGACACUGUUGCAUCACACAUUUCUUUGCCUAAUUGCCCGUUGAGGAUGUCGCAUUCUGUGAAUGAACACCUUUUUAACAACUAUUUAUAAAUACCACAAAUACAUGCAUGGUUAAUCCAGAUACAAGGAAAACAUUAUUAGAGGUAAAAAUUAAAUUUCUCAGUUGUUUCCAAGUCUGAAUUAUUGUUAGAUA